Messenger RNA from Macrosiphum euphorbiae (potato aphid), 516 nucleotides. NCBI's taxonomy places the organism in Eukaryota, Metazoa, Arthropoda, Insecta, Hemiptera, Aphididae. The record is from the annotation of a GenBank genome assembly.
AUGAUGACCAUAUUUUCCAAAAAUGUCCUGGUCUACAUAAAUUUUUCACAUAUAAAUUUACACGAACCAUAUAAGAUUAAAUCCUACCCUGUCCCAUUCUCUAGGUGUCCUGCUGUACAACAUGAGAUUGAUAAAAUGUUGGAUUGGCAGAUUAUUGAAAGGUCAGAUUCCCAUUAUAAUAAUCCCCUGGUCACGGUGAUCAAAGCCGACGGUUCAAUUCGAUUGUGUCUCGAUGCCCGCAAACUUAACACCGUUAUUCUACCCACCAGAGAUGCGUCUCCCCCCAUAGACGAUAUACUAGCAAAAUUUAACAACAAAAAUAUUUUCUCCUUUCUCGAUUUUUCCUCCGGAUAUUGGCAGAGCCCUCUUGACCCCUCUGUACGACAAUACACUAAUAUUCUAUAUGACCGGAGGUCUUACCAGUUUUGUAUAGUUUUUUUCGGCCUCAACGUGUCCAAUGCCGCCAUUGGCAAAGGACUCGAAGUCACGUUCGUGAACUUAGCGGCAAUCAUGUAA